This is a messenger RNA of Amaranthus tricolor (Joseph's coat), 2453 nucleotides long. RefSeq names its product lysine-specific demethylase JMJ32. The transcript is spliced from 3 exons. The record is from RefSeq and is a predicted model, not a curated record. Gene Ontology annotation, molecular function: 2-oxoglutarate-dependent dioxygenase activity. Lineage: Eukaryota; Viridiplantae; Streptophyta; Magnoliopsida; Caryophyllales; Amaranthaceae. The coding region runs from base 1228 to 2100 and encodes 290 amino acids.
UUGGGCUCUCGGCUCUUCCAGUCUCGCUGCCGUCACCACUCAACCCAGCAAACUGAUAGCCACGCCUCCCGGUUUCUAAAUUGGUGAGUCUUCGCUUCAAGAUUUCUACUACAUUUUUGAAAUAUUAACGCUUGGACUUUCCAUUAGUUGAUCGGCUUAAUUGAUUGGCUUUAGCUUAAUAAGUACUUAAUUAAGAAACAAAGUUGUAUAUUAUGCUGAAAUACUUUUGAUUUUCUGAUUAUUUUGGUAAUUUAUUGAAGAGUUAAAGUUUUUUAUUUGUGUGCAAACUAGUAGCAUUCAAACUCUAGGGUAUAAUUGUUGAAAUCAUUCAUAUCCAAUAUUUGAAUGUUUUUGUCAUGUUAUCAGUUUUGUCUGAUUUCUGCACUUAAUUUGUGUAUGCCAAUGAAGGGUUUCAUUAAUUACUAUGUUGGGACAUGAUUGUUAUAUAUGGGUUUAGUCGUAUUGUUGUUUUAAUCAUCUGUAGUAUUAAGCAACAAGAUCUUUGUGAACCAACACAAUAGACAAAUUAUUGAUUCAUUUAGCCCAUCCCAACUCCAACCUCUACUUAUUGAAAUUAAGGGUUAGUUGUUGUUUUUGUUUUACUUUAACGGCCAAUUUGAUUAUUGAUAACUAUGCCGUCAAAGAAGCAAUUCAACGAAAAGCUUAUGCUUAUGGUUGAGGCCCCAGGAUAUAUUAUAUACUCUAACACACCCUCUAACAUGAAAGUCCAUUGGGCUAGAAGUGUGAAUGCGCAUAGGCGCUGAAUAUUCCACUUGAAAUGAGGGGUGAUUGAGAUUCGAACCCGUGACCUCUUGUUAUGGUGAUUGAGGCCCUAGGAUAUGUUAUAUACUCUAAUAUAUGCUUGUUCUACUCUUGUCUUAUUUUUUUCUUCACAAAAUUCAAAUUCAUAUAUUACCAUUUGAAAAUGUGGUUUUUGGUGCUAUCGGAAAAUUGUGAAGAAAAAACAUGGAGUGACACAACGCAUUUUAUAAAAAUUAACACUAAAACUUAUUACCAUUACCACCUUUUAAUACUAUUGACCAAACACACAAACACCCUGUUAUUGUCAUACUAUUAUACAACUCUUUUCAAGUUCUAUUAUGCUGUUAGAAUCGAGUUCUUUAAAGGACAAGAUGAUAAAGAUUUUUCCUUGAGUUUUUAACUUGUCAAAACAGGUUUAUAGCUGUUUUUUGAUAGGCAAUUAGAUACAGCUGCAAAAGUACUCAAAUGAGUGAAAAGAAUAGUAUUUGCUCAGAAGAACUAAAGACAUUAUGGGAGGAAGUUAGGGAGCUAAGCCUUGGUACCUCAAACCAGGUUGAACGGCUUGAUGCUCCUCCUUUUCCUGUUGAGUUUCUUAGAAAUUUUGUGACUCCGAACAAGCCUUGCAUCAUUGCCAAUGCCCUUGAACACUGGCCCGCCCUUUCAUUAUGGUCUUCAGAUGACUAUCUUUGUCAAUCACUUGGGUCAGCAAAGGUGUCUGUCCAUCUAACCCCAAAUGGACGAGCUGAUUCUUUAGUCCCUCACCCGGAAGACCCUUCCUCACGUUGCUUUGCUUCUGCACAUGUAGAAUGCAUGUCCUUUCCUGAUGCUUUCCGCCUCAUAACCAAUCCUCGAGAGAAUGAAAAUGUUGUGGCAUAUGCUCAGCAGCAAAAUGAUUGCUUUCGGACUGAAUAUCCAGUUUUGGCUUCAGAUUGUGACACACACAUCGACUGGGCUUCUGAAGCUCUAGGUUGUCUCCCAGAGGCUGUUAACCUUUGGAUUGGUAAUGAUCUCUCCGAGACAUCCUUCCACAAAGACCAUUAUGAAAAUCUUUAUGCAGUUGUUUCCGGAGAGAAACAUUUCGUUUUAUUUCCACCUACUGAUGUUCAUCGGUUGUAUAUUCGUCCAUAUCCUGCUGCAAAUUACUCAUACCGUCAGGAUACUGGAGAGUUCAAAUUGGAACUUGAAGAUCCUGUAAGACAUGUCCCUUGGUGCAGUGUGAAUCCUUUUCCAUCUCAAGGGAGAGAGGAGAAGGAACACAAAGAAUAUCCUUUGUAUUUCAAUGGGCCAAAGCCAUUUGCGUGUACGGUUAAGGCUGGAGAGAUGUUAUACUUGGUAUGAUAUGCAGUUUGAUAUCAAAUAUGCGUAUUUCAACUUUUUGCAAUCGUUUGAUCCUUCCAUUUGAAGGCAUUGUUUCGAUAAUUUGUUGCCUGACGAGCGAGGCAUUUUGGUCGAGAUGAAAUGUAUUUUUAUCAAUUAGUUUGUAGGAAAUAGAUUGCUUUGUACACAGGGAAAGGUUUUUUACUUGACAAAAAAUUUUCCCUUCAUCAUUUUUUCAUUGUAUACAAACCCUGAAUAUUAUUGGAAGCUAAGGCUGCCUCUUGUAUUGUUUUAGAAAACAAAAAAGAACUUUUCUUUAUAUUGAUGAACAAAUAAAUUGAUGAUGAGAUUUUUUUUUUUAUGAAAAUGUAUAU